UCUCCUUCCAGAACCAUGGCGAGAGGCUGCAGAGUGACGGCCCCAUGUGCAGUGCUGCUGCUGGCUGCCUCCUGCGUCCUGCAGUGCUGCUGCUCCCUGCACACCAAGGGCUCCCUGUCUCUGGACCAGAUCACCUUCUAUAAGGUCAUUCCAAAGAUGAAGUUUGUGUUGGUAAAGUUCGACACUCAGUAUCCAUAUGGAGAAAAGCAGGAUGAGUUCAAACAGUUAGCAGAAAGUUCAUCUUCCAGUAAAGAUCUUCUGGUGGCUGACGUUGGGAUCUCAGAUUAUGGAGAUAAAAUUAAUAUGGAGUUGGGUGAGAGGUACAAGCUAGAUAAGGAAAAGUUCCCAUAUUUUUAUCUCUUUGUGAAUGGUGACAUCGAAAACCCAAUCCCUUACAAUGGGGUGGUUAAGAUCAAUGCUAUCCAGCAUUGGUUAAAGACUCAUGGAGUAUACUUGGGCAUGCCUGGGUGCCUAGAGGAUUAUGAUAUGCUAGCUGAAGAGUUCAUAAAGUCCACUGAUAAAGAGGAGAGGAGCGAGCUCCUGAAGAAAACUCAGACCAUGUUGGCCUUUGUUGGGGAGCUGGAUAAACAGUCUGCAGAGCAAUAUGUGAAGAUCAUGAGCAAAAUCCUGGACCAAGGAGAGAACUUUGCGCACAGUGAGUUUGAACGCAUUACAAAACUGAUAGAAAAGAACAAGAUGAGUGAUUCUAAGAAAGAGGAUCUCCAGAAGAGGCUCAAUAUUCUCAGCAGCUUCCAGAGCAAAGCGCAAGAAAAAGAGGAGCUUUAAAAUAGAUUCAAGUUAACCUAUUUAUUCCAACAGUAUUCCAUAUUAAUGGUACAAGAAACAUUGUGACAUGUCUCAUCUCACUUCAUGGACAUCUGUUCUUACCAUAGGAAGUCUCACUGCCUGCCUAGUUUUGAUAUAUACUGUGUUCUUGUUAUGUGCAUCAGAGCAUGUGUCUACAUCAUUUCUAAGUUCAGCAAUACAGUAUUUUAGUCCAUUCUAAGGAAUAGUAUAUAUAUAUAUUUUUUUUUGUAUUGUGGCUUCCUACUUUCAUGCAAUAGUUCAAGAGAUGCUCAUGUCUGUCUUGAUAGUAGCUUGUUGAAUUAUUACAUGGUGCCUUGUCCAGUAAUCCAUGUGAAAGGUUGGUGCAGAUUAUCUAGUACUGUACCUAUAUUUAAUGAGUAUCUGUCAGCAGUUUUGACUAUGUAAAAA
Molecule: messenger RNA, 1215 nt
Organism: Bufo bufo (common toad)
Lineage: Eukaryota; Metazoa; Chordata; Amphibia; Anura; Bufonidae
Gene: ERP29
Product: endoplasmic reticulum protein 29
Exons: 3
Coding region: 16-786 (256 amino acids)
Biological process (GO): protein secretion
Cellular component (GO): endoplasmic reticulum lumen; endoplasmic reticulum
Source: RefSeq, a predicted model, not a curated record